AAUAAAUAAAAACUCGAAGGCAUUCUCUCCUCAAACACACCAAAAACUCUGGUGUUUCUAACACGCACACAUUCUCGCAUCACAACCCUGAGAUCUCUCUCCAAAAAUCCAAUCUUUUCUAAUUUGAUUUGCUCGCCAUCGAGAUUUCUGCCCCCCCUUUUCCUCUCCGCUUCUAAUUUUGCAGUAUUCGAUUCACGCAAAAAGAGGGGCGCGUGUGUGUGUGUUUGUGUGUGUGUGUGUGUGUUUGCGUAUACUAAUUAAUAUGGGCAUGUGAAAGAAUAUAGGAUAAUGGCGGCCAAGAAAAAAUCAAACUCCAACAAAAGUUCCCGCAACAGGGGCAUGUCGAUCUCAGGACUUCGUUUAAAGCACCAACAAGAAUUAGAAAAUUUAAGUCUGACCUCACAGCCUUUCAAGACACUAAAACUUUUCGUUCUCGCCGUCGUACAAUAUCUCAGACGAUCAUUUGCGUAUCUUCUGUCACAUGGCGGUUGGCUUAUAGUGUUGAGUGCGCUCGUCGCGAUUGCUGGAAUACUACUCGUUACUGUUGACGGCCCUCAUGAGAAGCAUGUCGAGGAAGUACUACAUUACAUGCGAUUCGGAUUAUGGUGGAUGGCUCUUGGUGUUGCAUCUUCCAUCGGACUAGGUUCAGGACUGCACACGUUUGUUCUGUAUCUAGGACCUCAUAUUGCACUGUUCACAUUAAAAGCAGUGCAAUGUGGUCGAGUAGACAUCAAAAGUGCUCUAUAUGAUACGAUACAGUUAAAAAGAGCUCCAUCUUGGCUCGGCAAAGAUUGUGAUGAAUUCGGGCCGCCUUUAUUUCCGUCGUCGCACGGUGUACGUAUUCCCCUUAGUAGCUUAUUGCCACAGGUCCAGAUUGAAGCUAUACUAUGGGGUCUUGGAACUGCACUCGGCGAACUUCCCCCUUAUUUUAUUUCAAGGGCAGCAAGCUUGUCGGGUGGUAAAGUCGAUGCCAUGGAGGAACUGGAUGCUUCCUCCACAGAAGAUACUGGAUUUCUAUCUUCUCGUCUAAAUCGAAUCAAGCGCUCGUUUUUGUCACAUGCCCAAUAUUUGAAUUUCUUCACAAUUUUAGUUCUUGCCUCGAUACCCAAUCCUCUAUUCGAUCUUGCGGGAAUUAUGUGUGGACAAUUUGGAAUUCCCUUCUGGAAAUUUUUCGUGGCAACCAUGAUCGGCAAAGCUAUAAUCAAGACUCACAUACAGACGGUAUUUAUCAUAUCCGUGUGCAACAAUCAACUACUUCACUGGAUGGAGAACGAACUAAUUUGGGUUCUUAGCUUUAUACCCGGUUUCGACUCUAUUCUACCGAAUCUCGUCUCCAAGCUUCACUCGAUGAAAGACAAGUACUUAGCCACGAAACAUCACGUUCCUAUAAAUACCAAGGGAAAGAAAUGGGAUUUCUCACUUGCGUUUAUAUGGAAUACCGUCGUUUGGUUCAUGCUGAUGAAUUUUUUCGUCAAGAUUGUGAAUGCAACUGCCGAACGGUAUUUAAAGAAACAGCACGAUAAGGAAAUCGCUGCGUUGAAGAACAAAUCGUCGAAGCAGUCCGAUGAAUCAUCUGAUACUUCUUCAAGAUGAAGUUCGAUUUUCGAUUUUCGAUUUUCGAUUUUUUUUGUUCGAAAUCAACAAUUAUUUGCCUUGAAUUGUUAUGAUUAGAAAUAGGGGUUAGAAUUGUGGGUGUUGACUUUAUUUAGUCAACUGCAUAGUGCCCCCUAACAAGCCAAUGCAUUUUUAAAGUCCCCAUUCGAAACUUUUAGGUAAAAAAAAAAGAACUGAUUAAUUUAUUUAGUUUAAAUUAAAUUUGGACUUUUCAUUUAA
This is a messenger RNA of Erythranthe guttata (spotted monkey flower), 1833 nucleotides long. RefSeq names its product SNARE associated Golgi protein family (gene KMS1). NCBI's taxonomy places the organism in Eukaryota, Viridiplantae, Streptophyta, Magnoliopsida, Lamiales, Phrymaceae. The record is from RefSeq and is a predicted model, not a curated record.